Messenger RNA from Xiphias gladius (swordfish), 1480 nucleotides. RefSeq names its product GIPC PDZ domain containing family, member 2 (gene gipc2). The coding region runs from base 409 to 1398 and encodes 329 amino acids. The record is from RefSeq and is a predicted model, not a curated record. Gene Ontology annotation, molecular function: protein binding. The transcript has 6 exons. NCBI's taxonomy places the organism in Eukaryota, Metazoa, Chordata, Actinopteri, Istiophoriformes, Xiphiidae.
CACCGGGACUGACCCUCCUGCCCGACGGAGCCCCGGUUCGUGCCACUGCGCCUGCGUCCCGCGGCACGCCGAGAGACAAACAGAGUAGCUAUUGUUAGCCGAGGGACCAGGCAGCGGGUUGAGUCUGGAGUUUAUCCCACACUCACCAUCUACCUGUUGAAUGUUUACACCGUCGACUCAGUGUCGAAGAACAAAGUAGAACCUCGGCCGUGGCCAGGCGAGGAAAGGAAAAGUGUUCCCGGAAGAAAGGAAGGAAGAAAUUGAGGACAGCUAGUUGGGAAAUAAGGAAGUAAAUAAGGACAACACGACCGUUGCGCUUGGGACUCAACAGGUACUUCAAUGUUUUAACGGCGGCUCGGACUUUUUGUUUUCACACGGAGGAAAAAGAACAACGACAACAGCAACAAAAUGCCGUUGGGACCGUGGAGGAAGAAAAACAAAGCCACGAAGGAGCAUUUGGUGGACAACGAGGAGGUCAGCGGCGGACACGCAGGUGCCGGCAGCCAGGGUAAAUCCGCCGUGAACGGAGCGGGGCUCCCGCCUCCACCUGCCGGCCUGCGGCCCAAACUGGUCUUCCACACGCAGCUGGCGCACGGAAGUCCCACCGGCAGGAUCGAGGGAUUUACCAACGUCAAGGAGCUGUACGCAAAAAUAGCAGAGGCGUUUAAUAUAAGCCCACCUGAGAUCCUGUUCUGCACCCUGAACACCCACAAGAUUGACAUGGACAAGCUGCUGGGAGGCCAGAUCGGCCUGGAGGAUUUUAUCUUCGCCCACAUUAAAGGGAUCAAGAAGGAGGUAGAAGUCUAUAAAUCUGAAGAUGCUCUCGGUCUCACCAUCACCGACAAUGGCGCGGGCUACGCUUUCAUAAAGCGUAUCAAAGAGGGCAGUGUGGUGGACGGGGUGAAGGUGAUCUGCGUGGGCGACCACAUAGAGUGCAUCAAUGGACGUAACAUCGUCGGGACGCGGCAUUAUGAGGUCGCCCGCAUGCUUAAAGAUCUACCCAGAGACAAAUCCUUCACCCUCAAGCUGGUCGAGCCGAUGAAGGCCUUUGAAAUGCUUGAGCCCAGGUCAAAGGGGGCCAAACCUGCCAGCGACAUCAAGAUCAGCACAGGGAGGGGGACCCUGAGACUUCGCUCCAAGGGCCCAGCUACUGUGGAGGACGAGCCAACAGAGUUUGAGGAGAAGGCAGUCAAGAAAGUGGAUGACCUCCUGGAGAGCUACAUGGGCAUCAGAGACACCGAACUUGCUGCUACGAUGGUUGAGGUUGGCCGCGACAAGAAUAACCCGGAUGAAUUCGCCAUGGCGUUGGAUGAGACCCUCGGAGACUUCGCUUUUCCGGACGAGUUUGUCUUCGAUGUCUGGGGGGCGAUUGGAGACGCCAAGCAUGAAAGAUUUUAAGUUUACCCCUGCCUCCCAAACACACACACACACACACACACCUUCCCUCCUUUCCCGACUCACCUCUUACUAUCCUCAGAAG